Molecule: messenger RNA, 633 nt
Organism: Spinacia oleracea (spinach)
Lineage: Eukaryota; Viridiplantae; Streptophyta; Magnoliopsida; Caryophyllales; Amaranthaceae
Exons: 1
Coding region: 1-633 (210 amino acids)
Source: RefSeq, a predicted model, not a curated record
AUGUAUCUCCCAAAGAAAACUCUACAUGCUAUUGAUCAAACCUGUGCUAACUUUAUGUGGGAUUCUGAACCUCAGAGGAAGAAAACCCAUUUAGUUGCUUGGCUUAAAUCCCGUGGGGAUACAGAAUUAGGGGGACUUAGUGUUAGGUCUGUUGUUAUAAUGAACCAAGUGCUCAUGACUAAACUUUGCUGGAAAGUUAAAUCAAGAUCAAACCUUGCCAAUAGGUUAAUAAAGGAGAAGUAUAUAGACAAUAGGCCAUACCCUGCUGCCUUCACAAAAGGCUCCCAUAUCUGGCAAAAUGUUGGGAAGGGAUGGGAUCUAUACCAAAGGCUAACAGCAUGGUGCAUUGGGGAUGGAAUCCACAUCAAUCUUUGGCAUGACAAUUGGACAGGGAAAAGAACCAUUAGUUCCCUAGUGACUGGUCCUUUGAACAGAGGUGAGGAAACCCAAAUGUUGAAUAGUGUAAUGAGAGAUGACCAUUGGAAUUUGAAUAGUUUGUCCUUCAUUCUCCCUACUGACCUUCUUUUAUGGAUCCAUGCUAUCCCCAUCCCCCAGUUUGGUGAGGAUGUUCCCUUCUGCUCCUUGUUUAAAGGCCUCCACUUUGACUCUAAAACUGCAUACAACACAAUUUGA